CUAUGUUGUAUCCUACAGAUUACAGCCGUGCUAAGUGAUACAUUGGGCGGUAGUCCCAAGCUCGUGGCUGCCGCCCACGUAUGUUGUGUGUUCUAUCAGCUAGUCUCCGGCCCACCCCUGAGAGAUAUUUAUCUGCUGCACUUGCCAGUAAUGGGGCGGGAAAGCUGUUGUAAGGGGCCUUAAGACGGUUUGUUGCCUGUUUCAUUUGCAGCCCACUGUGGCAUGCCCGGUGAAUGGUCAAGAUAAUGGCUCUCGGAGAUGCUCAUGUCCUAACUCUAAAUCUCCCGAUGUGUAGCCAACGCAUGGGAUACAAGCUCUCAACAGCACUCUGAGUGCCACAGGCGCCACCCAGGAUAGCUCUCAUCUUGCAAGGCACCUACUUCCCGCUCUAGUAUCCCUCCUUCGGGUCGUACUACCGUCGCGGCUAGGAGCAGCUCCGCAUCAGCAUUGCCAAGCCGUUCCUGUAUCGCGUCAUUAUCUGGAGCAUGGGCGAGAAGACCCCCCGCUACGGUGGACAAGAGGAGGAGAACGACCGCGUACAUCUCGACCCGAAGGAGGGAAAGGGGCUGGCGGCCAGAUACAAAGCGGCCAUGCGCGAGAUGAUCGUCGUGUCUGCGCUUGCGUGCGCCGUUCCUUUGUCGGCUUGGUUAGUGCUCGCUUCUUUGUUCUUUGACCUGUAAAUUGCUAUACGUCGCUUCAAAAGAUGUCCUUCUGUUCUCUCCAUCUAUUGAGGGGGAGGCGCAAGGCGGUUGAGUGUGGGCUGAGAUUGUCGAGAUUGCUCAAUGAAGUAAUGAGACCUUGAUGGCAAGACGCGAGUCGCGACGCGAUGAGUUUCCUUUG
Molecule: messenger RNA, 840 nt
Organism: Tilletiaria anomala UBC 951
Lineage: Eukaryota; Fungi; Basidiomycota; Exobasidiomycetes; Georgefischeriales; Tilletiariaceae
Exons: 1
Coding region: 486-680 (64 amino acids)
Source: RefSeq, a predicted model, not a curated record